UGAACUAAAAGACCCCCUCUCAUUGUCAAUCCUACCCCGCCAAAUCCCACACUCAUUUCACCAUGUUUUGCUCCUCCUGAUUCACUCAUUUUGCGCUUGCUUCUUUGCCUUUUGACUUCUUUGCUGAUCAUGCAUUGAAUUCAGCUAAAUCAUUCACUUUCAUGCUCAAGUCCAUCCUUUUCUUGCAGAAGCUCUGAGCUGUAAAGCUUUGACACUUGCACAGCACUAAUGGAGGUCAAUGAAGAUUUUUCACAGAAGAAGGGAGUAGAUGAAGUUGUCCUUAUGAUUCCAAGCGCUGAAAGCAGAGAAUCUUCACCAAAACCAAAGUCUAAGCCAGUAGAGCAUGAAAAUCCCCCAUCAAGUUCACAAGUCUCCAAUUUGACGAGGCCAUCGUCUCAAGAGCUCACUCAAUCAAUCCCGACUCCGAGUGAGCUUCCGAACAUCCCAACCAAAAAAUCAAUCUCACAGUUUUCGUUUAAGAGGAUGAAAUCAAGAUCAAUGGAAGAUGAUGAGGAUGUGUGCAAGACUGUAGAUCUGGUGUCUCAAGUGAUGUCGGUGGUUGUUUUGGCUCAGUUGGUCGCGUUUGUGUGCAUCACCGGGCUUCUGAUAGCAAGUUUAACCAUUCCUUGUCUACGAAAUACAGUAGUUUGGGAAGUGCGACUGUGGAGAUGGUGUUUGCUGAUGUUGGCAGUCCUUUGUGGCAGCUUGGUGACUGACUGUUUGAUCACGUUAUUGGUUCUCUUGAUUAAGAAGAAAUAUCUGCUCAAAAAGAAUGUUUUGUACUUUCUCUUUGCAUUGAAGGACAGUGCCGAGGUGUUCGCCUGGUUGUGUCUGGUCCUUUUAGCCUGGGUUUGGCUGACAUACCAUGGAGUGAAGCGAUCGAGACACACGACUACGAUUCUGAACUGGGUCACGAGGGCGCUCGCUUCUUGUCUUAUUGGAGCUACCUUAUGGCUGAUCAAAACAUUUCUUAUUAAAUUGCUUGCUUUCUCUUUUCAACGCAAGAGAUUCUUUCAUCACAUCCAUGAUUACAUCUUUCAGUUCUACGUGAUAAGGACCCUUUCACGUCCAAAGGACAAGGUGGGUAGCCCGAGCAUUAGAGUGAUGCUAAGGCUCAAUAAGUGCAUUAAAGGAGCUGUGAGGAAGCUAGAGGUGAACAUAUCGAAGCUACCUGAGAUGAAGCUGGAUGAAGUUUCUGCUUGGACGACGAUAAAAUUGAUUGACGUCAUUAGCAGAUGGGAUGAGCUAUCGCCUCUUACCGAUUCCCUCGAUGAGGUUGAGCAACAAGACAAGGAGAUCACCGAUGAAAAAAAAGCCAAGGAAUUGGCCAAAGCUAUAUUCAAGACCGUAGCCAAGCCAGGGAGCAAGCUUAUCGAGGAGGAUGACCUUUUGCGCUUCAUGCCGAAGGAACAUAUCGAGAAAUUCUUUGACUUCUUUCCCGAAGCGAAAGAAACUCGGAAAAUCAGGAAGUCGUUUUUCAAGAGCUGGAUGGUGAAUGUCUAUCGUAAAGGGAAAUCACUCACUCACUCCUUAGAUGAUGCGAAAACAGCCAUUGAGGAGCUGAAUAACCUUGCUUCAGCAGUUUUGCUCAUCGUGGUCAUCAUUCUGUGGUUGCUUCUGACAGGAUUAUUGAAGAUGCAAGUGCUCAUCUUUAUUUCGUCGCAGCUUUUGCUUUUCGUGUUCAUAUUUGGGGACGCUGCCAAACAAUUGUUCGAAGCCAUAUUGUUUGUAUUUGUGAUGCAUCCGUUCGAUGUGAGUGACUGCUGUGUUGUCGAUGAAGUUGAGAUGGAGGUUGAGGAUAUGAAUAUCCUUACUACUGUCUUCCUGAAAAACAACGGUGAAAAGAUAUCUUACCCAAAUUCAGUUCUGUCCUCUAAACCCAUCAGCAAUUUCAACAGGAGCCCGAACAUGAGCGAAUCUGUGGAGUUCAUGGUUGAUUUCUCCACUUCAGUCAAGAGCCUUGAAGCUUUGAAAUAUAAAAUAACAAUGUACUUGGAUAGCAAGCCGAAAGACUGGAACCCAGUUCACAGAGUUGUCGUUAAGGAGAUUGUAGAUGCUGGCCACUUGAAGAUGGCUCUCCACGUCACCCACAAAACGAAUUUCCAAAAUGCCACUGAAAGGACUGACAGGAGAUCCAAUCUAGUGCUGGAGCUGAAGAAAAUCCUCGAAGAACUCCGUGUGCUUCCUCAGUAAGUUCGUUGCAGUCAGACCGGGUCGGCGGUCGCUGCUGUGCAUGGUUAUGACAACUCCAGGAGUAUGGCGUUCCUAGUAAUCUGCAAGUUUCUUAGAAUGGGACUUCAUUUCCGCCUUUUAUUUUCUGCAAUAUGUAAUCUGCAAGCGUGUGACUGUUCUUUGCUUGAUCAUAAAUCACAGUGCAUAAGAAUUACAAUGUACCUCUAUAUAUAGACUAGAGCAAACUUUCAAAUAACAGUGACGUCUAUAUCAACUUGUAAC
Molecule: messenger RNA, 2454 nt
Organism: Syzygium oleosum
Lineage: Eukaryota; Viridiplantae; Streptophyta; Magnoliopsida; Myrtales; Myrtaceae
Product: mechanosensitive ion channel protein 10-like
Exons: 5
Coding region: 229-2193 (654 amino acids)
Biological process (GO): transmembrane transport; monoatomic anion transport; detection of mechanical stimulus
Cellular component (GO): plasma membrane
Molecular function (GO): mechanosensitive monoatomic ion channel activity
Source: RefSeq, a predicted model, not a curated record